CCUGUUGGCACUUCUCCCGAUGUUUGGGCGCGGUACUGCGGAAGAACUUCACCCUGAAGUCCAGACAAUGGGCGUCAGCGAUGUUAGAGCUAUUGCUCCCUGUGGCGUUGAUGUUUCUGUUGAUCUGGAUCCGCAGUGAAGUGCAGAAGGAAGAUGUCCCAGCACACGAUUAUGUGGACGAUCCGGCCAACAAUCCCACGUGGUUCUCCGCGGAGCCUCUGGAUGUGUCCAGCAUCCCAGGCCUUCCCCCCGCAGUAAAGAAGCAGCUGGAGCAGCUCUGCAAGUCGAAGGAUAGCGCUUUGUGCCCCGAGAUUUUCGCCAGCUCGUGGGGACUUCGCAAGGAACACUACACAGGUUCCGCGCUGGAUGGGCUGCUGCCGCUGCACAUGGCACAGAGAAAUCUGCGGCUGGGCAUCGUGGGCACAGCAGGGAAAGGUUUGGACGAUUUCAUCUCCUCCCUGCCGGGCUACUCCAAGUUGACACGUUACUUCUCCUCAGAGGAAUCCUACGAUGACUAUUUGGCAGAUCACGACUAUGGCUUCAGCACACAGAACCCUGCGUUGUUUGGUGCCAUCGUUGUACAGUCAGCUGCCACCUGUCCGAGUGGUGGGACCUGCAGUGGUGACUGGGACAUCGUGAUCCAUCUCAACACCACGGGGCCCAGCACUUCCACGGCUGAUAUCAAAGGAGCCACGGACAUCAACACCAAGCUGACUCCUGAAGUGAGCACCCUCAACAAAGGUUUGAAGAUGUCGACCAGCAGGAUCUAUUGGUCGGGUGGCAUGUCUCGUAGCCUGGGUCUGGCUCUGCCCACAGGUGGAUUGGUGGAUCUCCAGAGUCUGGUCUACGCCUGGAUCUUCAACAGCACCGGUGCCUAUCAGCUGCCGUCGCCUUCGGAGCUGCCGAGCUGCGACUGCAUCGACCCCCAGGGUCAGGCCACAGAGGACUUCUCCCAGUGCAACAGCUCGUCGCUGUUCACCACGGCGCUCCGUGCCCUGACGCCCCACUGGUCCACCACGGUGCUGGGCAGCUCCGCGGGAUGCUUGGGACGGCUCAGUGGCAUUUUACCCGUCAGCGUGAGGGAGAUCCCCUUCCCAACUCCUGCCUACACGGACGACCCCUUCGCCAGCUUCGUGGAGAGCGUCUUCGGUCUCUUCUUCGUCUUGGUUUUCAUCUGGCCUUUAACGCGGAUCAUGAAGAGCUUAGUGGAGGAUAAGGAGGCGCGCAUCAACGAGGUCAUGAAGAUGAUGGGGAUGCCAGCGGAAGCCAUCCUACUGGGUUGGUACCUGACCUACGGCCUGCUCUGGAUCAUCCCCGCAGCUCUGAUGACAGUGGUCUGCUGGGAUUCCGUCUUCCAGCACAGCAACAAGCUGCUGGUCUUCAUCUUCUUCUGGCUCUUCGGAGUUUGCGUGGUGACCUUGUGUUCCUUCAUCGCUGUCUUCUUCUCGAAAGCCAAGACGGCCAGUGUGGUGGGAGCGCUACUUUUCUUUCUUCUCUACUUCCCCUUCCUGUUCGUGUCGGACAGCGGCGCCUCCGCGAGCACCAAAGCCUUGUCGUCGCUGUCGCCGCCUGUGGCCUUGUCCAUAGGUGCUGGGCUCAUUGCGCAAUUUGAAAGUGCGGGUGUAGGAGUCAGAUGGUCCAACAUCAACGAGUCCAUCGACAAUUCGUCCAUGGGACAAGUGUUGCUCAUGCUGCUGCUGGAUACUGUGAUCUUUGCUCUCCUGGCUUGGUACUUGGACAAGGUGUUGGUGGUCGGCUUUGGAACCCGCCAGCCGUGGUACUUCCCGUGCUCCAAGCACUACUGGAACCCAAACCACAGCAGCAUGUCCCAGGAUGAUUUGCAUGUCCUCGAGGACACUUUCGACGAUCAGCAGCCCGGAAACCCCAGGUACGAGGCGGUGCCCGAGUCCAUGGCUUCCACGCGCAGCGUCCUGGUGCGGGAGCUCUGCAAGGAUUUCAACACGGCGGAUGGCAAGAUCUUGAAAGCAGUACAAGAGGUCACGCUGAAUCUCUACAGCGGUCAGAUCUUCUGCCUUUUGGGCCACAACGGAGCAGGCAAGACGACCACCAUCAACAUGCUCAGCGGCAUGCUGCCAGUUUCUUCAGGUGAUGCCAUUGUGUAUGGCAAGUCCAUCCGCAGGGACAUGCAGCAGAUCCGGACGCUGAGCGUUGGGAGAGUUUCACUGACCCAUACACAAUGGAACAAACAUGAGUGCAACUGAUCA
Cladocopium goreaui is the source of this 2225-nucleotide messenger RNA. Lineage: Eukaryota; Dinophyceae; Suessiales; Symbiodiniaceae. The record is from the annotation of a GenBank genome assembly.